UAUAUAUGGGACACUGCACCUGACUUGAAAGUGCUUGAAAGUUGAUAUUGGAAUUAUUGGUGAAAGAUUUAGUAAUUAGAAGUAUCGCAAAGUAUUUUGCUGAAUUAAAGUCUUUCGAGAUCAGGCACCGAGGCAUCAUUCGGUUGAGAAAAUCUAGACAGUAGCGUAUCAGGGAAGCAUAAAACUCAAAAUUUUUGGUACAACCGAUCAAGAUAUUUUAACGGAAGACAAACAAGUAUGGAAGCGAAAGAAGUUCCUGUCGAAGAUGAAGCUGAGGAUACUUCUGAGAUUCUCCCAGAAAAGAAACAGACGGCAUCACCAUCAUACUUUUUAUCAUAUAUUAAAAGCUAUUGUGAAACACAGGUCAAGUCCACUACAUUAGAUCACACAUGGAAAAUUGAGCAAUUUGUGCAUCUUUGUAAGAUAUAUGAUACGUUUUUUUCUCCAUCAUUUUCAGAAAACGGUCAAUACACAAUUGAAGUAGUUUCACAUAGAAUUGAUCAGUUUCCAAAUACAGUAAGAUUUUAUAUUCUUACCAAUAAAGUAUUUCACGGUUCAUGUGUUACUACUAUAAAAUAUCCGCUUCAUACAGUUUUAUCAUCAAAGUCGAUUAUGGGUCGUAUAUCGAACAAGACAUUUACAUUGCAAGUUCGACAUUUUUCGUAA
Trachymyrmex cornetzi is the source of this 666-nucleotide messenger RNA. RefSeq lists its product as uncharacterized. Bases 238 to 666 code for a protein of 142 amino acids. The transcript has 4 exons. The record is from RefSeq and is a predicted model, not a curated record. Lineage: Eukaryota; Metazoa; Arthropoda; Insecta; Hymenoptera; Formicidae.